AUGGAUUUCACCUUCCUUCCUUUCAUCCUCCUCUUCCUCCUCCUUUCUUUCUCCAUAAUCUCGGCUGCCAAUCCCAUUCCAAAAGCCGUAAUUUUCCAGCAACACCUCACCUCCAAACCCACCACCACCGCCACUAACGGCAUCCCACCCACCACUUACUUUGAAAUAACAAAACCAAUCCAACUCCCAAACACAAAACCCUGCUCAACCCUUCUUCUUCGACAUGAAUUCGGAAACAGUUAUGGCAUCCCACCAGCUUCCACCCAAUAUACCCGACCCUCAAAUUGCCCAUCAACUAAUUUUGCUAAAAUUGUUCUCGAGUGGAAUGCUACAUGUAAAGAUCAAGAUCAUGGGUAUAAGGAAUGGGCUGAUUUGAUUAUACCCAUUUCACAAAACAUACCAUUGGACGAUGCAUUAUGGUUCAAAAUCUAUAAUUCAAAUGACGUAAAGACAAAACAGUUUGUGAUUCCCCCAAAUGCAUAUAGGGCUGUUCUUGAAGUGUAUGUUUCAGUUGAUGAAGCCGAUGUGUUGUGGCCUAGAAAUCUCCCUAAUGACUAUAUUUCUUCUAAUAAUUUAACCGGGCGACCUGCUAUUAAUCCGUACUUAUGGGGACAAAUUAGUGCGAUUGGAUCAUUUGCUCUCCCUUCAUAUGAUAUUGAAAUCACUCCGCUUCUUGGAUCACUUUUAAAUGGAAAACUGCAUGAUUUUGCAUUCGGUGUUACAAAUGGUUUAAAUGUUUGGUUAAUUGAUGCAAAUUUACAUGUAUGGUUGGAUGCAAAGAGUGAAAAGACAAAAGGGAUGCUUUUGAAUCAAACCAUCUCUCCACUUCAUGAAUCUUUGAAGUCCAAUUUCAUGGGUUUUAAUGGGACAUUCGUUACUAGUGUCCAUAGGUCAAUAAAGUCAAGCGGAUGGGUAGAAUCGUCAUUUGGGAAGAUAGUAACUGAGUCAACUCAGGAUUUCAAUUUGAGUAACAUCAUGGUGAUGGGGAAUGAUGGGGGUUCACAAACUGUGAACCAAACAAUCGAGUUUAACGACAAGGUUGCAUCUUCUGUUCAUAACACUAAAUCUUUAAAAUCUUUUUAUUUUUAUUUAUACUCGGAGAGAGUGGACAAUGGAGACCGAAACCAAGAGGAGGUGGAGAAUGUUACUUUGGGUUUCAAUGAGAAAAAGAUUGAUAAUUUCGGUUCUAAAUCUUCAUCAAGUGUUCUUGAAAACUUACAAAAUAUUCACGGUUCGAUGAUUUUGAAGGAUAAUGUAGUGGUUUCUGGUCUGGGGAGUUCCCAGCAGAACUAUAGUUAUAGUGAUGAUAAAUUCUGCUAUUUUAGGAACAUAAGUCGCAUAAGUUUCACAAUUAUUUAUGAUAAAGUGGGUGAUACAUGCAGUAAACCGAAAAAUCAAGAUUCGAUUUUCAACGGGUAA
This is a messenger RNA of Lactuca virosa, 1419 nucleotides long. The record is from the annotation of a GenBank genome assembly. NCBI's taxonomy places the organism in Eukaryota, Viridiplantae, Streptophyta, Magnoliopsida, Asterales, Asteraceae.